AUGAAAGCAGAAGGUUGCGAUUCAUCCAUGCCCCAAGCAUCUCCUAGCGAGGAUGCCGCAGCAAUGACUGAAGUGAAGGUGAAGACGGAAGUCCCAGAUGACUAUAUUCAGGAGGUGGUCUGGCAGGAUGACCCAAAAGAACCGAAGAAGAAAGGUGGUGGGGUAGCCGAGGUGCCUGCAGAAAUUUGUGUGGUGAUUGGUGGGGUCCGCAACCAGCAGACUCUCGGGUCCUAUGAGUGCGGAAUAUGCGGAAAGAAAUAUAAGUACUACAAUUGUUUCCAGACCCACGUUCGAGCGCACAGAGACACAGAAGCAGCAUCAGGCGAAGGAGCCUCCCCUGGGAAUAACUUUAGGUACACGUGUGACAUUUGUGGGAAGAAGUACAAAUACUACAGUUGCUUCCAAGAGCACAGAGACCUGCAUGCAGUGGAUGACCCCUACGACCAAGCAAUGAUUGCCAAGGAGGAGGUGAAAGAAGAGGAGCCCGAGCCCUUUCAGAAGAUUGGUCCAAGUAUGAUUUACCGAGUUUGCAACUGAAAAACAGGCAACUAUACCUGCGAAUUCUGUGGCAAGCAGUACAAGUACUACACACCAUACCAGGAACACGUGGCCCUUCACGCACCAAUCAAGUACUCUCGAUCUCCACUCUUCGUGGCUGUGAAGACCCAGGCGAGCCAAUCGGGCAAAAAAACACCGACGGCGCCCAUAAUCCGGUGCUCCACCCUCCUCCACCGCACUCCCUCCGGUAUCCCACCGGCAGCAUCCCAGUCACAGACGUUCCGCGCUCCAAAUUCUGGAUCCCCAGGAAGCAAGGCCACCACAGAAAGCGCUUUCAGUCGAAGAGUGGAAAGCAAACUGCAAAACAACUUUGAAGAAACUAACAGCAGCUCCCAGAACUCCAGUGAAACCGCCAGUCCUCUGGUUUCAAAUCCUUUACCGCUUUUGCAAAAGCCAUACACCUGUGGUGCCUGUGGCAUUCAGUUCCAGUUCUACAACAAUCUCCUUGAGCACAUGCAGUCUCACGCAGCUGACAAUGAAAACAACCAGCCCAGGUCACCUCCAGCUCUGGUGGAAGAGAAAUGGAAGCCGCAGCCACAGAGGAACAACUCCAACAACACGACAGCUGGUAGCUCCCUCCUGAACAGCCCCAUCCCCGAGAAGGAGCGACAGAACAUAGCAGAGAGGCUGCUGAGGGUGAUGUGCGCUGAUCUGGGGACACUGAGUGUGGUGAGCGGCAAAGAGUUUGUUAAACUGGCACAAAGUCUGGUUGACAACGGUGCUCGCUAUGGCGCCUUCUCUGUUACGGAGAUCCUUGGCAACUUCAACACGCUAGCCCUCAAGCACUUGCCCCGGAUGUACAACCAGGUGAAAGUGAAGGUCACCUGUGCUCUUGGCAGCAAUGCCUGCUUGGGCAUUGGCGUCACCUGUCACUCGCAGAGCGUUGGCCCCGAUUCCUGCUACAUUCUGACUGCGUACCAGGCAGAAGGCAGCUGCAUCAAGAGUUACGUCCUGGGGAUCAAAGGGGUGGACAUUCGCGAUAACGGGGACUUAGUCCACCACUGGGUGCAAAACGUGCUUUCCGAGUUUGUUAUGUCUGAGAUCCGGACCGUGUACGUCACAGACUGCAAGGUGAAUUCCUCUGCAUUUUCCAAGGCGGGCAUGUGUUUGCGUUGCUCUGCGUGUGCCUUGACCUCCGUGGUGCAGAGCGUGCUUAACAAGCGCACCCUCCAAGCACGCAACAUGCACGAGGUCAUUGAGCUGCUGAAUGUCUGCGAGGACCUGGCGGGCUCUGCAGGGAUCUCCAAAGAGACCUUUGGCUCCCUGGAGGAGACCUCUCCUCCCCCCUGCUGGAACUCCAUUACGGACUCUCUGCUGCUUGUCCACGAACGCUACGAGCAGAUCUGCGAGUUUUAUAGCCGGGCCAAGAAGCUAAACCUUAUCCAGAACCUCAACAAGCACCUGCUGAGCAACCUAGCAGCCAUCCUGGCUCCGGUGAAACAUGCCGUGAUUGAACUGAGCAACGAGAGCCGGCCCACGUUGCAGCUGGUGCUGCCUACCUACGUGAAACUGGAGAAACUCUUCACCUCAAAGGCCAACGACGCAGGCAUUGUCAGCAAGCUGUGCCAUCUUUUCCUGGAAGCCCUGAAGGAGAACUUCAAGGUGCACUCGGCACACAAGGUGGCCAUGAUUCUGGACCCUCAGCAGAAACUGCGCCCAGUCCCCCCUUACCAGCACGAGGAGAUCGUCGGCAAGGUGUGUGAACUGAUCCACGAGGUGAAGGAAUCCUGGGCCGAGGAGCCCGAUUUCGAGCCUGCCUCCAAAAAGUCUCGGACCUCGAGUGAGAAUUCUCCGACUCGGGAGGAAGACCGGUCGGGCAAAAGCGAGGUCUAUGACUACUUGCAAGAGCCCCUUUUCCAGGCGGCCCCUGACCUCUUCCAGUACUGGUCCUGUGUGACGCAGAAGCAUACCAAGCUGGCCAGGCUGGCCUUCUGGCUCCUGGCAGUGCCCGCUGUGGGGGCCAGAAGCAACUGCGUCAACAUGUGUGAACAAGCCCUCCUGAUAAAGAGGCGGCGACUGCUGAGUCCUGAGGAUAUGAACAAGCUCAUGUUCUUGAAGUCCAACAUGCUUUAAAACGAGGAGGGGGGGUC
Molecule: messenger RNA, 2648 nt
Organism: Protobothrops mucrosquamatus (brown spotted pit viper)
Lineage: Eukaryota; Metazoa; Chordata; Lepidosauria; Squamata; Viperidae
Gene: ZNF618
Product: zinc finger protein 618
Exons: 12
Source: RefSeq, a predicted model, not a curated record